Molecule: messenger RNA, 786 nt
Organism: Hyphopichia burtonii NRRL Y-1933
Lineage: Eukaryota; Fungi; Ascomycota; Pichiomycetes; Serinales; Debaryomycetaceae
Gene: ATO7
Product: Ato7p
Exons: 1
Coding region: 1-786 (261 amino acids)
Cellular component (GO): plasma membrane
Molecular function (GO): acetate transmembrane transporter activity
Source: RefSeq, a predicted model, not a curated record
AUGACAUCCUCAUCCAGUUCACAUCAGCUGAAAGAAAUCAGCGAGUUUUACUCCAACGACAACACACAACAGCCGGUUUCCAAGAUCAAGACUACUGGGGACGGCGACGAAUUCAUUCACAUUGGGAAUCAGAAAUUCGACCGUCAUGAGUUGAUGAGAGCGUUUGGUGGUACGCUUAACCCGGGGUUAUCACCACCCCCCAGCCAUGAAAUGGCCAAUCCUGCUGCUUUUGGCUUGUGUGCAUUUGCCUUGACUACUUUUACAUUAUCGUUGUACAACGCCCAGGCAAUGGGGGUUAAAGUGCCCGCCGUGGUGCUUGGUUUGACGUGUUUUUACGGGGGUGCGGUGCAGUUUUUGUCGGGGGUUUGGGAGUUGGUUGUUGGUAACUGUUUUGCCGGUACGGCUUUGGUUAGUUAUGGUAGUUUCUGGUUGAGUUAUAGUUGUAUUACCAUCAAGGCCUUUGGGGUCAGUGCUGCUUAUGAGGACCCCACCAUGUUGGCCAAUGCCAUUGGUUUUUUCUUGAUGGGCUGGGCCAUCUUCACCUUUUUGUUGGUUUUGGUGACUUUGAAGUCGACGGUGGCCUUUUUCUGCUUGUUUUUCUUUCUUGAUUUGACCUUUAUCUUGUUGGCUGCCGGCGAGUUCAGCGGCAACGUUGGUGUGACCCGUGCCGGUGGGGUCAUUGGCAUCAUUGCCGCCUUCUGGGGGUUCUACAACGCGUACGCCGGGGUCGCCAACAGAUCCAACAGUUACUUUAUUCCUCAUGUCAUUCCCUUAACUAGAGAUUAA